This is a messenger RNA of Staurois parvus, 330 nucleotides long. Lineage: Eukaryota; Metazoa; Chordata; Amphibia; Anura; Ranidae. The record is from the annotation of a GenBank genome assembly.
UGCCACCUAUAAGUGCCAGUCAGUGCCACCUAUCGAUGCCUCUCAGUGCCACCUAUCAGUGCCGCCUAUCAGUGCCAGUCAGUGCCACCUAUCAGUGCCCGUCAGUGCUGUCUAUCAGUGCCACCUAACAUGCCAUGCCACUCAGUGCCGCCUAUCAGUGCCACCUAUCAGUGCCGCCUAUCAGUGCCAUAUACGAGUGUUGCCUUUCAGUGCCCAUCAGUGAUGCCUGUCAAUGCCCAUCAGUGCCACCUACCAGUGCCUCCCCAUCAGUGCCACCUAUCAGUGCCCAUCAGUGCAGCCUAUCAGUGCCCAUCACUGCAGCCCUCAUUA